UCAGGAUCUUAUAUUGGGCUCUUUCCCUUAUGAACAAAAUAGGAAAAACUGCUGCAGUAGAGGUGGUGUGGCACAACGUGUGUCAUGUUAAUGUGUGGGGCUCCACCUAUUUCUAGUGCUGUAGUACUUAGACAUCCUGGUAGCAAGUACAGCAUGAGAAAUCAGAAUUCAUUCUGUGACUUUCUUUUGUCAGUGCUCCAGCAGCCACAUGCGUAGCCCUGUGCACCUGGGCCACGUACCUGCAUUUGGUGAAUCACACAGAUGGGCAGCUCUGGGACAGACCCAGUGCUCAGACCUGUGGCACCUACACUGGUGCUUAGUUUGUCCUUCAUGGUAAAGCCGUGGACCAGCUCCUGGAUUCCAGGAUGAUGUGAGCCUUAUGCAUCACCUUGUUGGGUAUGGGAUUGUUCUGUUCAUUUGUUCUUCUAUAGCUGAUAUAAAUCCAUCUACAUCUGAUGCUGAAGGGAAGCUGGCUGUACACCUAUUGGUGCUGUCCCCAGCUGCUCGUGGAAGUCAGUGCUGCUUCGUUUGGGUUUUGCCGCUGUGUCUCCGAAGAGUGAGAGCUGUCUCAGCCCCCGGUGGGCUCCGGAUCUGCCCUAAUAAAGAAAAAGCUCUCCUGUUUGGCUGCAGAAGAGAUGACCUGGAGAAUCAAAUCCUGCAGUGUGCUAACCUGUGCCAUUCUGGGAAUUAUGGGAUUUCUCCUCACAUGUGGUGCAGCACCUGUGAGGAUACAGCUGCCCUGAGGUCAGCCUGACUCUGCUGUGAGGACACAGGAGUGAAAUGGAGGUGUGAAAUACCCACACUCUGGAUGGACUCUGGAAUGAGGUGUGCUCUGCAUGCAUAGACUGGUACUGGCAGCCUGGUGUUCUGCAGCACUGGGAUGCACACUAGCCAUUCAGCUAUUCAGCUCCCACUUGGAUGCAGCCUCUGCCUGGACAUAUCCAGAGCCAACUCUGUGAGCCUGAGACUUCAGCUGAAUGGUGUUCUGCUCCUCCUGCCUUAGCUCAACAUCACAAGGCAGUGCUUCCAAAGUCAUUUGUCGUUUGAGCUGUGCUGUGUGACAGAUGCAGGAGCUGUAAUCCAGGAUGAAUGAAUGUUACUAUGAUAAGAGCAUGGACUUCUUUUAUAAUAGGACAAACACUCACACAGCAGAUGAGUGGACAGGGCCACCGCUUAUUGGUGUUCUGUGUUUUGGGACAUUUUUUUGUCUCUUUAUUUUCAUUUCAAAUUCACUAGUCAUAGCAGCUGUGGUCAAGAACAAGAGGUUUCAUUUUCCAUUUUACUAUCUGUUGGCCAAUUUAGCUGCUGCGGACUUUUUUGCUGGGAUUGCUUAUGUCUUCUUGAUGUUCCACACUGGCCCUGUGUCUAAGACAUUAACUGUUAACCGCUGGUUUCUGCGUCAGGGUCUUCUGGACACGAGCCUGACGGCUUCCCUGGUGAAUCUCCUCGUCAUAGCGGUUGAGCGGCACAUGUCGAUCAUGCGGAUGAAGAUCCACAGUAAUCUCACGAAGAAGAGAGUCACCUUCUUAAUUAUAUCUAUUUGGGCCAUUGCCAUUUUCAUGGGUGCUGUUCCUACCUUGGGUUGGAACUGCCUCUGUGACAUUUCUGCCUGCUCUUCCCUGGCACCUAUUUACAGUAGAAGUUACUUGGUGUUCUGGAGUGUCCUAAACCUUGUUGUUUUCUUCAUUAUGGUGGUGGUUUACAUAAGAAUCUACAUGUAUGUCCAGCGGAAAACUAAUGUCUUGUCAUCGCACACUAGUGGAUCUAUUAGCCGCAGGAGGACCCCUGUGAAGCUUAUGAAGACCGUCAUGACUCUUUUAGGUGCAUUUGUUGUCUGCUGGACUCCUGGCCUGGUUGUCUUGCUGCUCGAUGGCCUGAACUGCACCAACUGUGGGGUUCAGAAUGUGAAAAGAUGGUUUCUUCUUCUGGCCCUGCUGAACUCUGUUAUGAAUCCAGUAAUUUAUUCCUACAAAGAUGAUGAGAUGUGGGGUACCAUGAAAAGAAUGCUUUGCUGUUCCUCUGAUGAUAGGAAUCAGGAGAGACGCUCAUCACGAAUUCCCUCAACUGUGCUUGGCAGGAGCACGGACACCACAGGGCAAUAUAUUGAAGAUGGCAUUAUUCAAGGGACAAUUUGUGGAAAAGGAGAUCUUGGUGAAAAGGGCAACUCCUGAGUGAUUCAAGAGACUGACUUGGCUGAGAACCGGAGGGGGAAGGGAGAAGUUUUGUAAGAGCAGAUUGACUGACAAAGCUAGUAAACAAUAUAUCCACUUUGUUCCAGAGCCUCAACUCCAGUGUUAACAAAAGUUCUUAUAAAUAAUUGCCUGAUAGGGGAAAAAA
Meleagris gallopavo (turkey) is the source of this 2337-nucleotide messenger RNA. RefSeq names its product lysophosphatidic acid receptor 3 (gene LPAR3). NCBI's taxonomy places the organism in Eukaryota, Metazoa, Chordata, Aves, Galliformes, Phasianidae. Gene Ontology annotation, cellular component: membrane. Gene Ontology annotation, molecular function: lysophosphatidic acid receptor activity. Gene Ontology annotation, biological process: G protein-coupled receptor signaling pathway. The record is from RefSeq and is a predicted model, not a curated record.